This is a messenger RNA of Uranotaenia lowii, 2153 nucleotides long. RefSeq lists its product as uncharacterized. The record is from RefSeq and is a predicted model, not a curated record. NCBI's taxonomy places the organism in Eukaryota, Metazoa, Arthropoda, Insecta, Diptera, Culicidae. The transcript is spliced from 3 exons. Bases 988 to 1821 code for a protein of 277 amino acids.
GCGAAGUUGAAUGUUGCUGUUUUGUUGCUACAAGGUGUGAGUGGUAAUAUUCAAGUAUUUCGUUCGGGCGGUUCGAUACUGUUUUGGUAGAAGACGUUGUGUAUUAGCUCUUAGUACAAAUUGUUAGUAAAUCUGUGGUUUCCUCCUUCUAAGGUUGGACAAAAAUUUGAGAGUCUCAUCAAAUCAGAUGGUUUCGUAAUUUAAGCCAAAUUACCAAAUUCCUAAUUACUAGUCCUUGCGAACAAUUAUGCCAAUAAAGGGUACAAUCAAUAUUGGUUCAGUUGGUCGAUGGAAAUUUCCUUCGAAAGCCUUCUAGAACAUUUCGAAAAUAAUCAACAAAAUUGAAACUUGAAAGCCUUGCGGUAAUUAUCAUGAAAUAUUAAUGUGUAGUGAAUUUUUCAGUAGCAUCGAAUGAAUAUUUCAAACUUUCCAAACGAUUACGAAUAAAACCGAAGAAAAAUGUAAGCUUUUAUCGAGCCAUUUCGUCGCCUCUCGUUCCGUGCGUUUCCGGAUCUCAACGGGAAACUCUCGAAAGAAGUGUUUAUUUUAAAGAGUGGAGCACCCGUUCGGGGAUUUGGUUAACUCUUGCCACAUUUCCGAUGGUCUUCGCCUUAGACCGCCAGGAAGAAACCGAAGAGGCUAACGGUGGUUCUUAUCAUGCAGAAUACUUUUCCACGCUUUCCCAGUUUUUUUUGUGAACUCACUCCAAAAACAGCAAGUGGACCGAAAGAAAUGUGUUUAUAAAAGUUGGCUAACCUGUUUCAGACUGCCAUAGGCAGCUUCACACCAAAAGCCAUUCCAGAUUUGCUUUUUGAGCAUUCGCCGUUUUACCACCCCUUGUGUUGGAAAAGUGCGUUUCGCCGUUCGAGUUCAACGAGAAGCAAAGAAAGAAGUCCCCCAUCAUAUCGUCGACUCUUUUCCGAUUGUAAGAUCGUUCCGUUGCCAAACGGCAUCGCUGACGGACUAACACGGACGUGCUGCUUCAAAAUGCUCUGCCGCAGGAUGCGUUUGACUGAACGCCACAUCCAACCACCACGGGAACCUAACGAUGGACCAAUCAUUCGUCCUUGCACUGCGCGAAAAUUGACCGGGAGCGAUGGAGAUUCACUUUAUGCCAGCGGUCAUCAUGGGAGAAAACCGACCGAAGCCAGCAAGACUCCGUUGAUGAUUGUCAAUCUGAAUAUUCCAAACGGAGCGCGGACACUGGCACCGAAAAGCGUAAAAGGUCCCCGAAAAUUGCCACCCUUUUGCGUGCAGCAUCAACAGUUGGUGAAAGCUUAUGGCGCUAAUCAAUCUCUCCCGGGUAGUAGCGAGGAAUCAACGUCGGUCUGCCACACUUUGAAUAUACCGCAGAUUUUUAUCCAAGGAUUCGAGAUACAGGACAAAAAAGUUACAGCCCUGUCGCCACAAAAGGUUCAGGAUUGCGAUUUGGGGCCAAUAGCGGAGAACGAAGAAGAUAGCUUUGCCAAUAUUCUGCUGGACAAUAUCUCCAAUAUAUCGCUGGAUAUGAUCAAUAGACAUCAGCAAAAGUUGAUGGGAUCUAUGAGUAUGACCAACACACCUUCGAACACUCCGAGUAGAGAUUGCAACACGACAGGAUACGGAACUCUCAUGAAUUUGGACUCGUACGAAACUGAUGACCUGGCUCCAUUGCCAAUGGAAAAACAAAAUGAUUCUCUGGAUGAAUUGUGUCAGAUUCCACCAGGCUAUCGAUCGCUAGUCUAUCGUACUCCAAGUCCCAGCACCAGACAGAUCAUUAGAGUGAAUGUUACGAUGGGUCGGGAUAGAAGAAGCGAUAAUUCUUAUAGUGCAAACCAUUGAGUCCGUUGCGUCGUUUCCAUUCAAAUCAACAGUAAAUAGCAGAAAUUACAAUUAAAAUUUAUAAAACUAUCCUACGAAAUUUUAACCAGUUUAAAAAAAGUGUAUGAAUUGAGUACUACCUAAACAUAAAUAAAAUGAGAACGAAAAUUCAUAAGCUCGUUUAAAUGAUAAAAUGAAUCUCAAAUUUUAAUUAAAUUUUUCGCCGGGUAUUUUCUUUCGAACCGGAGACAUUAUGUUGACUAUGUCAUUCGUAUUGAGAUGAAAUCGUCAAUCAAGAAAAAAUAAAUCCAGGUCACUGUUAAUUCAUACGUUUUCUAGAAAUAAAAAAUGCA